Messenger RNA from Perkinsus marinus ATCC 50983, 195 nucleotides. RefSeq lists its product as hypothetical. The record is from RefSeq and is a predicted model, not a curated record. NCBI's taxonomy places the organism in Eukaryota, Perkinsozoa, Perkinsida, Perkinsidae. The transcript has 2 exons. Bases 1 to 195 code for a protein of 64 amino acids.
AUGGCUCCUGUCGCUAAGAAUGACCUAUACAGCGAGAGUGACGUGUUGGAGAUUUUCAAGCUCCCUUCUAGGCCACGUGGAGGCGGUGAAGUUGUGGUGAAUCUCGAGAGGAUCGCCAAUACGCUCAUGUCGCAUCUGUUGACCAGAGACCUCCUACUCCGCGAACGACGUAUCCACUCCGACCGCAGGAUCUGA